UAGUCAUACCGUUGUGUGAGAAUGAAUAUAUUUUCUUUAGAUAAUGGUCUCAAUUAUAAUGUCGGGGAAUUAUCUUGUGCUUAAAAUAGACACCGUUUCACCGAUAAGCCCCCCAAAAACGUGCCCAAUCAUACAUGACGUUUGAUUUGCGAAACGGGAAAUUACGCCGCUUCCCCGGGUCGGUAUUUCCUGACGGGUUUCCCUCACGGAGGCGGAGAGGCUGGCCGGCACACUAGAGUUCACACCGGUCUCUCUACCGAGGCGAGGACGCCGGCUACCCAGGUCCUUUUCUACCGGCUCGACAUCGCCGAACGACCUGUGUCAUGCGGACCGGUACUCACGACGGGUCCAUUUUUAAAACAGAGGUAACGCGCGGGGCGAGGCUUUGACGGACGGACCGGUCGACGGUGACACGAUUAGGUCAACUUUCGACUGACAGUUGACACGAAAGCAGAGGGAAGGGAAGGAGGAAACUCUGGUGUUGGAGAGUGAACCCCUCGAAGCGGCCCGGUUCCACACAGCGACCCAAGCCGUGGGGGUGGUGGUGUGGGGGUACUCUGAAGUGACAGCCACCAGGGCUGUAACGCCAAGUCGCAGAGGAACCUGCGCUAAUCUUUCCAUAUCGGGAGCCGGGGUGACCGGACAGAGACCCCAUGAAUGGAAAUCGGAACAUCAGGAGCCGCAGGGGCCCAGGCCCUCUUCUCGUUGCCACGGCGACCGGGCUAUGGCACCAUGGGGAAGCCCAUCAAGCUGCUGGCCAACUGCUUCCAGGUGGACAUCCCCAAGAUCGAUGUCUACCUGUACGAGGUGGACAUCAAGCCUGAGAAGUGUCCGCGGCGCGUCAACAGGGAGGUGGUGGACUCCAUGGUGCAGCACUUCAAGGUGACCAUCUUCGGCGACCGCCGGCCAGUGUACGACGGCAAGAGGAGCCUCUACACCGCGCACCCACUGCCCGUGGCCACGGCUGGGGUGGAUCUGGACGUCACGCUACCGGGCGAAGGAGGCAAGGACCGACCCUUCAAGGUGUCCAUCAAGUUUGUGUCGCUGGUCAGCUGGCACAUGCUGCACGAGGUGCUGCAGGGCCGCGGGGUGCCCGAGCCCCUGGACCUGGACAAGCCGCUGAGCACCAACCCGGUCCACGCCGUCGACGUGGUGCUCAGACACCUGCCCUCCAUGAAGUACACCCCGGUGGGCCGCUCCUUCUUCUCCUCCCCCGAGGGCUACGACCACCCGCUGGGCGGUGGCAGGGAGGUGUGGUUCGGCUUCCACCAGUCGGUGCGACCCGCCAUGUGGAAGAUGAUGCUCAACAUCGACGUGUCCGCCACUGCCUUCUACAAGGCCCAGCCGGUCAUCCAGUUCAUGUGCGAGGUCCUGGACAUCCACAACAUCGACGAGCAGCCGCGGCCCCUCACAGACUCCCACCGCGUCAAGUUCACCAAAGAGAUCAAAGGUCUGAAGGUGGAGGUCACGCACUGCGGCAGCAUGCGCCGCAAGUACCGGGUCUGCAACGUCACGCGCCGCCCCGCCUCCCACCAGACGUUCCCCCUGCAGCUGGAGAACGGGCAGACGGUGGAGCGCACGGUGGCCCAGUACUUCAGGGAGAAGUACAACCUGCAGCUCAAGUACCCCCACCUGCCCUGCCUGCAGGUGGGGCAGGAGCAGAAACACACCUACCUGCCCCUGGAGGUGUGUAACAUUGUGGCCGGCCAGCGCUGCAUCAAGAAGCUGACCGACAACCAGACGUCCACCAUGAUCAAAGCCACGGCCCGCUCUGCCCCGGACAGGCAGGAGGAGAUCAGCCGACUGGUGCGCAGCGCCAACUACGAGGCGGACCCGUUCGUCCAGGAGUUCCAGUUCCGCGUGCGUGACGAGAUGGCCCAGGUGACGGGGCGCGUGUUGCCCGCCCCCAUGCUGCAGUACGGCGGCCGCGUCAGCUCGGAGCACUUCAUGCCUCAGCAGAUGAACCCUGGGCUGUCGUUGCAGAACCGCACGGUGGCCACGCCCAGCCACGGUGUGUGGGACAUGAGGGGCAAGCAGUUCCACACCGGCGUGGAGAUCAAGAUGUGGGCCAUCGCCUGCUUCGCCACGCAGAGGCAGUGCCGCGAGGAGAUCCUCAAGGGCUUCACGGACCAGCUGAGGAAGAUCUCCAAGGACGCGGGGAUGCCCAUCCAGGGCCAGCCCUGCUUCUGUAAAUACGCCCAGGGGGCGGACAGCGUGGAGCCCAUGUUCAGACACCUGAAGAACACCUACGCCGGCCUGCAGCUCAUCAUCGUCAUCCUGCCCGGGAAGACGCCCGUCUACGCGGAGGUGAAGCGUGUGGGAGACACCCUGCUGGGCAUGGCCACCCAGUGCGUCCAGGUGAAGAACGUGGUGAAGACCUCCCCGCAGACCCUGUCCAACCUCUGCCUGAAGAUCAACGUGAAGCUGGGGGGCAUCAACAACAUCCUGGUACCGCACCAACGCCCCUCCGUGUUCCAGCAGCCCGUCAUCUUCCUGGGCGCUGACGUCACCCACCCCCCUGCCGGCGACGGCAAGAAGCCGUCUAUCGCAGCGGUGGUGGGCAGCAUGGACGCCCACCCCAGCAGGUACUGUGCCACGGUGCGGGUCCAGAGGCCCCGGCAGGAGGUGAUCCAGGACCUGGCCUCCAUGGUGCGGGAGCUGCUGAUCCAGUUCUACAAGUCCACGCGCUACAAGCCCACGCGCAUCAUCUUCUACCGGGACGGAGUCUCGGAAGGACAGUUCAGACAGGUGCUGUACUACGAGCUGCUGGCCAUCCGGGAGGCGUGCAUCGCCCUGGAGAAGGAGUACCAGCCGGGCAUCACCUACAUCGUGGUGCAGAAGCGUCACCACACCCGCCUCUUCUGCGCCGACCGCAACGAACGGGUGGGACGAAGCGGAAACAUUCCUGCUGGCACCACGGUGGACACGGACAUCACCCACCCCUACGAGUUUGACUUUUACCUCUGCAGUCACGCUGGGAUCCAGGGCACCAGCCGGCCCUCCCACUACCACGUCCUGUGGGACGACAACUGCUUCACGGCGGACGAGUUCCAGCUGCUCACCUACCAGCUGUGCCACACCUACGUGCGCUGCACCCGCUCCGUGUCCAUCCCCGCGCCCGCCUACUACGCACACCUGGUGGCCUUCCGCGCACGCUACCACCUGGUGGACAAGGAGCACGACAGUGCGGAGGGCAGCCACGUGUCGGGCCAGAGCAACGGCCGGGACCCCCAGGCGCUGGCCAAGGCGGUGCAGAUCCACCACGACACCCUGAGGACCAUGUACUUCGCCUGAGGCCCCGACACACCCCACCACCAGUAUACACGCCCCCCCCUCACCCCCCUCAGCCCCCUCUAAGGACAAGCCUACCAGGUCCAGCGCUGGCGGCACACCCCCCCCCCACACACACACACACGCGUAGAACGCCAGACUGUUGGGAUAUAUAUAUACAUAUAUAUCUCUAUAUAUUUAUAUAUAUAUAUAUAUACACACAGGACAAGCCAGAGAGGAGAACAGCCACAGUAUGCAAUACCAAACCAGCCAAUCGUUUACAUUCUGCCCCUCCCCCUCCGUCAGAUCCACACUUAUCCCCUUCCUCCUCCACUCCUCCUCCUCCUCCUCCUCCUCUGGUGUCGUUCGACCACCACGGUUCCCUCAGCUCUGAAGUCGGCGGGUAGCGGGGCGCCGUCCUCGCCGCUACUCUUAGCUAGCUCAUCCAAACGUUUUCUUUUGUCUCUGGUGUCUCAGUCCCGGAGGUAUGUGUUAACGGUUCUGUUUGUGUCGGUGCUCCCGAGCGGUACGGGAAACGCUAUGAAAUGCUCUGCAGCAUACGGCGAUUAGCCCUAAUCAUGCUGGUUUAUACUGUCCCAUGUUUUUAUCUGUGUGUGUGUGUGUGUGUGUGUGCAUGUGUGUGUGUCUCAGCUUGCCCUGCUGCAGCACUGUACGGGUGUUAGGCCUGUUUUAGCAGUAACGUCCCUCACUAGGGGCCAAGCCUGGUAAAUAAUGGUGGAACUAUUGUGAAAUGUGCGGCGUUGGCGCUUUCUCAAAACGACACGGCAACAAAAACAAGGCCACCUGCUCCUCCAGGUCGCUUUAAUCAUGUGUGUGUGUGUGUGUGUGUGUGUUUCGGUUUGUGUGUGUGUUUGCGUGCGUGUCCCUUUAACGUAGGACAACAAUAAGAGGGAGGGUAGACUUGUUGCCCUGGCAACCGCUAAUAAAAUCUCUAGAAUGUUUGUGAAGGCGGUCGCCUGUGGUCCAACCGUCUGUCUCGGGGGGAGAGCUGGGACUCCCGACGCCACGUUGAGGGGAGAGCGAGGGUCGAGGGGAAAAAGCCUCUUCAAAGAUGAUAUCGGUACAGCUCUGUCUGCCCCCCCCUUUUUUUUAAUUUUUUGUUUAUUUUGCGCCAUUUCCUUCCGGUGAUCGUUUUUAAUUUGAAUUAACAUUUAUGUUCAGCAAUAGAUCUCAGUGGAGGGACGGAUCUUUCUUUUCGGUGUUAUCUUUCAAGACGUACGUUGGGCGAGUCGACGGUCGUUCCUGCAGUGCAAUAAGGCGCUUGAGGCGAGGCCCAGAGUGUUCCAGCGGAGGGAGGGAUCUUGGUAUUUGAAGGCGCUGACUGUUAGACCCUCCCCGUUUCAGUAUCACAGCGUUGUCGGUAUGUUUGGUUUGGAUGUUGGCGAGGUGAACGUGAAGAGGCAUUCAAGGACUUCAGAAAGUAUUGGUCGCGUCGACCGCGGCCGGCGUCUUCGUGACCCCGGGGCUGGUCGCACGAGGAAGAUGUGACGAGAUUACGAUAAAAGUGCCUGAUGGGGUUAACGAGAGAGCCUCGGGAGUGGAAACGGAAAAGGUGUUUUGAAGAAUGUUCCGGGCCCAGAUGCUGUUGUAGUGUUUUCUUUCCUCUGAAUGAGUCAACACACUUGGGGGACGGGGGGGACGGGGACUGUGAGCCCCGUGAGCCCUUCGGCAGAGCAGAUGGGGCCUCCAAUGUGGAGGAAGCCCGCACUGACCCCGCCAUGUGAUGUUCGGGCGGUGCUGGUCGAGGUGUAGACGUCUCUACGGAGGCUUGUCUUUGAUCAAGUUAUGGUGCAGAGGUUCCACUUGGCGCGUCUGUUCACGUGCAAGUUCACAAUUUAGUUGCGUUUUUGUCCGAGCGAGAUUGGGACUGGGGUUUGUCUGACAUUCUUUACCGCAAAUACUAGUUUGGCUAGGUCUAAUUCAACCGUUUCUAAAACAAUACUUGAACCAAAUGACAUCCUUCUUAGAAAAAUCUCUCUCUCUCUCUCUCACAGAUACUUUAUCGCAUUACCGUCAUAUCUAGCCGAAUUUUGAUGGAUCACUGAUCCCUUUUCAAGUACUUCUUCAUGCCAAUAGAAUGUCAACAUGGUGCUGACUGACAGGUCACGUCACAGUGACCCAACUGUGGAAGGCCCUUUCUCGGGUGUAGCCUUAGCAGUACUAACCUCCUUCAAAUGAACUACAAAAUGUCGUGUAUCACUCAGACCAAAAGGAAAGUGCCUGCCUGUUUAUUGGAUGACCGGGGUGGUGGUUACCUUGGAAACGUAGUGAAGGGAUAGGUUCCUGCCCACAGGCGUUUGGCUUUCCCACGGCUUACAGUGCCAGUUGCUUAUUAUCCGAACCAAAUGAGCUGCUACGAGUGAAACUUUAUAGUACAUUGAAUAUCACAUCGAAUAUUGUAGGUUACAUUAAUUGUUUAACGAGCUGACAUAUUUAAACGGCACUUGUGAGAUUCGAUCAUGUGAUGAAAAUGUUGGAACGGAAGACGCCGAAACAUCGUUUGUGACAAAGAAACUCUAGAGAAAGAUCAUUAAUCUUGAGUAGAGUAGUUUUUAUAAUAUAUAAAUAUAUAUCGUGCGACGCCUCAUGGUUCUAAUGUAUGCUGAAACCGAUUUUAGAGUAGUGAUCCGGUCUGUUCCAUCCCGCCCCCUCGUGGGUUUGGGUCCGGGUCCAAGCUGAGCUGCCUCUUGACGUCGGACCUUAAAGCAGCGAUUUGCGCGAGUUUUACUUGAAGAUCGGCAAAAAACGAAACGGAGACUGGCGUGCUAGCAUGUAGCUAGCCGUAGCUACUCUGCGUCUCCCGGAGUUCUCUAGAAUGUGUGUGCAGCCACGAUGUAUUGGAGAGUCUCUUUGACGCAUGCUGCAGCUGAGGCAAGGCAUUGGUUAUUGGCGCGAGAGCAAUGGCCGCCACGCAGUGUGUCUUCAAAGUGCUUAACAUCCGAUGCCUUUUACUCAAACCAUUCGAAAAAAACAUUUUUUUAAAAUUCUUGAAUGGAGAAAAAAAAUAAUAUUUAUACUUAAAGAUAUUAAUAUAAUGCACCCAUACUACUUAUUUUUGCUAACAAAAAAAAAUCCUAUAUGACAUAGAGAUAAUUAAGUAGGACGUUAAUAAUGAAAUAAUAGUAAUAGUCACUAAUAAUUUAUCCCAGUUGAAAUAAUGCAAUAGGUUUACUGGUCAACCAUGGAGGCGAUGGCUUUGCUGCAUUGACUUACUGUAUGGAUGGUUCUUCUUUUAUUGUAUCGUUUUAGUUUUGGGAAGGUUGUUUUUGUCCUGUAAUAAGCAGACGAACUUUCAACCCCCCUCAAACUUGUGUUUGUUUGUAUUCGCUUAAACCCAGGGACCUGUAAUGAAACCUCUCCUUCCACUGUUCAGUUGUUCUCACUCUCUCUCUCUCUCUCUCUCUGUCUCUCUGUCUCUCUGUCUCUGUGUGUGUGUGUGUGUGUUGUAAUGUCAAAGAAGUGAACGACUGUGAUGGCCCCGCUAACAUGGGGGCCACGUCUGACGUCUCGAUGCCUCUACACUGUACAGAUUCUCUCUCUUGGUCGUGGGAGGUGGGUUGAAAGUUUGUCGUCGGACAGAAUCGUCCUCAAUAGACUGUGCCUUUCCCAGAUGGUGCUGAAAACGAGUCAAAUCAAAGAUGAAAUCUUAACAUUCAAAUAAAUAAGUAAAAUUAUGUUUUGGGCGGUUUAGCCCGUGUCUACAUUGAUAAGUAUAUAUAUUGACACAUGACUAUACUGUAAGAUGUGAUAUGUGUAUGUAUAUGUAUGCUUUGUGUGUGUGUGUGUGUGUGUGUGUGUGUGCGUGUGUGUACCUCUGACAUAUGCCAAGAAUACAGAAUAUGCAGACCUGCUCAGUGUGGAUCUAACAGGACCAAAAGGUCGGUGGGAAUUGGUCACAACAAGCCGGGCACUCAAAAGCACAACCUGCAAAUUAGCAUUUCUAAGCCGGGUAACUUGUACACACACGUUUUUCGCUCCAAAGGUAACAAGUAGCUAAAUGUCAUGUAGCAUCUAAUUUAUUUUAAACCCGUUUUCCCCUAAUAUGUUUAAAGAUCAAAGUAUACUUUUCUCCCACUCUGCCUGGGCAGCAAUAACCAACGUUUUUGUUUUCAAACGCUUGUGCAAUGUGUGUUGUAUGCAUUACAGUUGGCCCAGAUUAUCCCGCAAGUCAAUUCUUAUUUUUAGACCAACCUUGUCUUAUAGUCCUCUUGUAACGUUGUUGUCAUUAGCCGGGGCCAUUGUAAGUGUGUGGUUCAUUGGGGGACCCUCAAAUUUCAUACGUACUAUUUAUACACAAGUUUACAGAGAUUACGAUACGAUUGAGUUUUGAUCCCAUGAUGAGUGCCCAUUUCCCAUGUAGCCGAUAGCAUUCCCCACAAAAAGGAAAUUGGUCAAUUCUACACUUCUUACGGUUGGCUGCAUAUCAUAUUCAAAUAAUGAUGAAACGUGAUGUUUUGGUUACACAGUAAAUUGUGCUUUUAUGUUUUGUUUGCUUGACUAUGAAAUGGUGUCACUUUUAGAAGUAUACUUGUAUGUCAAGACCUGUUUUGUCUUAACACUUAACUGAUACUGGUCCUAAGUUGAGCCUUUUUUUGGUCGUCAUAUUUAAUUGUUUUGAUUAAAUAUUAUAUGAAUGAAAACUA
Molecule: messenger RNA, 7934 nt
Organism: Gadus macrocephalus (Pacific cod)
Lineage: Eukaryota; Metazoa; Chordata; Actinopteri; Gadiformes; Gadidae
Gene: ago3b
Product: argonaute RISC catalytic component 3b
Exons: 20
Coding region: 658-3294 (878 amino acids)
Biological process (GO): regulation of stem cell proliferation; regulatory ncRNA-mediated gene silencing
Molecular function (GO): RNA binding; protein binding
Source: RefSeq, a predicted model, not a curated record